UCAUUUUAAGAUUAAAAAUGGUGAAUUUAUUAACUAGAUGCCUUUCAAUGCUUUUGAAAUUUUGGCUGUAUCACAACCAUGCUAAUAAGUUUGAUAGUGCAUAAAGUAAAUUAAAAGAGGAAAAGCUUUUCUUAACUUGAAAAUUUACUGACAGCUAUUUUGAUUAAUGAUAUGAAGGAGUUUUCUCAAACUUAUGUUCCUUGCACAGCCUAUCUAACACUUUAAUCUCCUCGGUUAUGAAUCCUACUUUAGGAUUUCAAAGAGUAAUUACUCUAAUGCAGCUUUAGCUCCUUUCAGUUAUAUAAAGAUUCACAGAUAAGCUCUGUUCCAGUAUUCCAGGUAUGUUCUUCUAUAUAGUUGUGUAGGUUCAAACAUGGUUUAUUUUGUGAAACAGUGUUUAACAUUGCUUAGCUGGAAGGACUUCCAGAAGAUAGCUUGUUAUUCUGAAUGUCAUUUCAGAGCAGGUUUCUAUUUGCCUCUAAGUACUGUAUAUAUUGUUUUCAUGACUGAAAGAACAGGCUGUUCUUGUCAUGCCGUGCUCCACUGAAUCAUGUUCUGAAACCCUCACAGACUCAAUUUUACUACGUAUUUGUCUUAUAUUCUCACCAGCCAUGUCUUCCUUUAGGGAGAGGAAGCUCUCUGGAACUGGGACUGUUGUCAGUUUUACAUGCUUAAGUGCUUCAGACAGCACAAUUCUGGGUACUUUCCAUGUGAUAAUGUAUUGUACAGAAAAAGAAAGUUUAAAUUACAGUCCUGAGCUGUUGAGUGACACUUGGAUCCAAUAAAGGAGCAGCUGCAAUUUACUUAGAUCAACCUUCUGCUGCUGUAGAGCAGACUAUUCCUUCGGGCAUCUCAUACUGAAGAGUUAUUGAUGUUGAACUAUAGACACAACCUUGAAGAGAACUGUUAGUUUUGUGCAGAGGUUCUGUGCGGUUUGAUUUCUACAUGGACCCAGUGUUGUGGACUGAAGUGAUUUUCUACUGUGUGCCAGAUGCAGCAUUUUAAUUAUACUUUGAUCAGUAGCCUUUUGAAAUUUCAUGUCUUUAAAGCAGAGUGAAGCAAUGGGGGACCCCAAGUUGUGCCAGUGCCUCAGAUACCUGACAUUUGCUGUGAACCUUCGAACAACCUUUACAAAGUCAUAAUUUCCAUGGGUCACCAGAUCAAUGACAUUUGGAGCACUUGUUUUUAAGUACCACUGUGGUACCACUGUCACUGGGCCACACCGGAACUCACAGCUUUUUUUCUCUUGGCAAGAGCCAUUUCCAACCCUCAGAGAGUCAUCCCUGUGCAGUGUAAUCCCGGCAUCCUCGGAGCAUCCAGCCCCUGCCAAGCACUUGCAGCCCGUUCAGGAGUUUCCUUCUUUUUCUCCAAGUGGCUGACUACUGUUGUUUCAGGGCUACUGUUUUCCAUCUCAUCACAGAAACACUAUACCUUCUUGGAGCAUGGAAUUUGUAUGGAAACGAAGGUUGUAUCUUCAGCUGGGCUGUAUAUUGAUACUGAAUUUGGUUUACGCCAAUCUAGACUAUCAAAAAGAAAUUCCUGCAAGCCUGGGUCAGAUUGACCAUCAGUGCUGGGAAGUGUCAUCCCAUGGGUUGGUGGAAAUGAAGAAACUCAAGGUAGCAGAUACAGUCAUUGAUCUAUGGGACUUCAUGAUGUUCCUAAAGGAAUCGCCCAAGCCCAAACACAAUGAACUUUUCAAUGAUUUAGCCCAGAACUUCUGGGAUAUGUAUGUAGACUGUGUGCUCUCAAGAUCCCAUGGAAUGGGCAGAAGACAAUUAAUGUCUCCCAAAUAUUCUUCCACAUACUCACACAGAACUGUAGAAGGGUCUGAUUUCAUCAACCCAUUUUAGGCCAAAAGAGGAGAAAAUGAAGAUACCUCAACAAGGCAACAUGAAAAUGAAGGAGCACAAAAGCACAGCAUAUACUGUGGAUGCAUAGACAACUCCACUGGCACGGUUCAACCCUUUUUCUUUUCUCUGUAUAAAGUACUUAAGCACUGCUAAACUGAUAAGUCUGUGAGGUCCCACAUUGUCACUUCUGCUUUCCCGUUUUGCAGUCUACCAAGGCUGCCUUUUUCCCAUGGCAUGUGUUAAUGCUUUUGUGUUUUGAGUCAAUACCUUUGUUCUCUCAGGUAAGCAUGUAAGUCUGAACCAGUGUCAUAUUUUUGUAGAAGCUUAUUUUUUCCAAUAAUUCUCUUUUUUAAAAGUUAAUUUUGAUGGAAACUCAAUAUAUUUUUAUACAUUAAGCAAUGGAGAAAAUGUCAACAAACAUAUUUUAUACAGUGUCUUGCACAUACAAUCAACUUUACUUUUAAGAAUUGCAAAAAAAAGUGUGACAUCAAGCUCAAGGGAAGGAUUGUGCUCAUUGUAAUGUCCUGUGCAGUCUAAACUUUUUAUUUUGUCACUGCGUAGUCUAGGCUAUAGGUUAAUUAAAGUAUUUUUCUAUGCAGCAAGGUCUGAAUAGUAGUCAUUUUCUUGUCUAUUAGCAUGUUAUUUGCAAAAUCACUAGAUUAUAGUUAGAACAGUACUCUACACAAGCCUGCUUUUUAUUUACCCAUUCAUACACGUAAAUAAGGUGAUAGAGCCUCUCCCUGUCAUAGCAAGUGACAUCACGGUUGAGAAGUGACACAUGCAUCAAGUGGUUUGAAAGAGUGAGAGACUGGCUUGACAAAUGUUCCCAUUAUAAGAAACCAUCCAGCAUGGGUAAACUAAUUCAGGGAGAUUAACUGUCUAGUUAAUCCAUUUCUCCUGAGCACAGAAAGCUCAAAGAGAACAAAUGGGAGCACUCAGAGAUGCUGACUGUUCCCUGCUUCACUCCUUGGGCAAUGUAGCUUGUUCAGUCCCUGUUGUGUUCUAGCCUUUUAUGAGAUCCUAACUGGGUUUAAUUAUUGUAGGAAAAAGUACUUACACAGUAACAGCAUAUAAACCCUCAGCAAUGACAAGAAAUCCACCCCACAUAAUGCCUAGCUCAUAUAUAGUUCUUAAAAUAGCCAGUUCUCAUAGAGGAAUCAUGAUGCACCCUGUGGGAAAACACAGCUUGGAUUGUUCUUUAACUUUCUUGGAAGGAGCUGUGCAGAGGAGUGUGAGAUGUGCAGUGCUUCACUGGGUAUUUAGCCUUGGAUGUGACAAGUAGGCAAAUUUAUGUCCAGUAGGGAGGACAGGCCCAACUCGCUGGCAGGAAGGAAGACAUCGCUGUCCACCUCUGCUUAUCUUCACACCCAGGUGCCUAAUGGCUACAUGGCCUCACUGGACAUGACUUGUGAAGCGAAGGCUCUGUGGUCACAGGUCGUGCAGUAAAGGCCUGGAUCUAAGCCUGUAUGACUUCACCUGGUGAUCUGCAUGUGAGGCAAGCCCUGAGGUUAACGAAGCUUGAAUUUACAUACAGCAGGCACUGGGCAUCUCCCCUACCUUUUUUCCUAGUUAAUAAACAUUGUUAGUUUGUUAAGAACCAAUCAAUACACUAGUUAUGACUUAAAUCCCACCUGGUCAAAAGGUAAUAAAUUAGUUCUUGGAUCCUUUGCUCAGUGAGAGAAGAGCCCCUCCCCUGGAACGGGCCAAGAAGCCUGGUCGAGAGGCAGAGACACCUCCUUGGGUAAAUAUUGUGCAUCCCCAGGUUUAUUGUGUAUUGUAUACUUUUUACUAUUAUUGCUAGCAACACUGACACCUAUUAAUAGCACUAUUGUAGUCAGUGCAUUUCUCAAAGGCUAUCUCAAAGCUGUUGUA
Apus apus (common swift) is the source of this 3722-nucleotide messenger RNA. It is a transcript of the gene FAM237B, whose product is annotated as family with sequence similarity 237 member B. Lineage: Eukaryota; Metazoa; Chordata; Aves; Apodiformes; Apodidae. The coding region runs from base 1443 to 1850 and encodes 135 amino acids. The transcript is spliced from 4 exons. The record is from RefSeq and is a predicted model, not a curated record.